This is a messenger RNA of Pelagomonas calceolata, 786 nucleotides long. NCBI's taxonomy places the organism in Eukaryota, Pelagophyceae, Pelagomonadales, Pelagomonadaceae. The record is from the annotation of a GenBank genome assembly.
CUCAGCUUUUAGGACUGGCCCCUUUACCUCAGGCUCGCGGGCUCUAUUUAUGCCGCUCAGACGUUUGCGCAGCCUUGCCAAUCAUUGCCAGUGCGUGAGGCGCCGCAGCGCGCUUACCUUGCCGCCUAUCUCAAACUAGUUUAAACUCAGCAUGGACUCGUCCUCCAACGCCGCCAACGACGUCGAAUCGAUGAGUAUAAAGGAGAUGAAGGCGCUCAUAACCAAAGCUGGACUGUCGCAUACGGAUUGCUUCGAGAAGAGCGACCUCCGACAACGCGCGCGCGAGGCGCUCGCAAAGACCGCGUCGGCGGAGACGCAACUCUCGGAGUCCGACGAGAUCGAGGACAGCGAAAACGACGACGCGCCGCCGGCGAAGCGCGCCAAGGCGGACGAUGCGAAGAAGCCGCAUGUCUACGCGCUGCUGAUCAGCACGGGCCAGACGAGCCUCGAGGACACGUCGAUCAUCGGCCUCUACAAGACCUGGGCGGACGCGAUCAAGAAGGCGAAGCACGUCUUAGCGUGGGGCGAGAGCGGCAAAGGGGGCGAGUUCUGGAACCCGGUGGAGAACGACGGCAUGAUCCCCCUCGGAGGGGACAUCGACGACGAGUACGGCGAGAAUCUCGAAGACUACAACGACAAGACGGAUAAGUACCGGACCGAGCCGAAGAGAAGUACGGAUGGGAUCGAGGUCGCGUCGGCGACGAACGGCCAGGGCGAUUAUGGAAACAUGUCGAUGUGUAUCCAGAAGGUCGCGCUGCCGUAGUAGACACUGCUGGAGGUGCCCUG